AUGUCAUCUAACGCUGUUAUUUCAGAAGAUGAAUUAGUCUCAUUAUUCAGCAAAGCUGGAUUUGAAGACAAGAAAGCAAAAGAAAUUGUUAAAAAUAAGAAAGUUGCCCUGUCAUUAUACAAUAUCUUAGAUAAGAAUACUGAAGGCAAUGAUGACAAAAAAUUGGCAUUAUUACAUCAAUUAGCCAUUCACGAAAGUAAAAAUGGUGUUGUUCCAAACCAUGACAUUAUUAUUGACAGUAUUCGUAAAGGUGACUUGAAAACUACUUUACAAGUUACUGAAGGUAUCAAAUAUUUACAAAACAAUGAAGCUCCUAUUGAUAAGGAAAAAUUCAACGAAGCCACUGGUGUUGGUAUUGAAAUUACCACUGAAGAAGCUAAAGCUGAAAUUGCUAAAUAUCUUGACUCUAUCAAAUCUGACUUGGAAACCAAGAGAUACUCAAUCUUAGCCAAAGUUUUGGUUGAACUUAAGAAUCAACCAACAUUGAAAUGGGCUCCACCACAAAUCUUUAAACCAAUUUUGGAUGAAGAAUUUUUAGCCAGAUUAGGACCAAAGGAUGAAAGAGACAACAUGAAAAAGAAGGAAAAGAAACCAAAAACAGCCGCCAAAGCCACUUCUAAUGCAGCUGCCAAAAAGAAUAUCUUUGAUGAACCAGAAAAAUCAAUGUUUGCUGAAGGUUUCCUUGGGGCAUUGCAUAAACCAGGUGAAGAACCACAAAAGUACCCUGAAUUAUUGGAAGAACACAGAAAGUUCAUCAAUGGUAAAGUUCUUACUCGUUUCCCACCAGAACCAAAUGGUUUCUUGCACAUUGGACACUCAAAAGCUAUCAUGGUUAACUUUGGAUAUGCUCAAUAUAAUGGUGGUAAAUGUUACUUGAGAUUUGAUGAUACCAACCCAGAAGCUGAAGAAGAAGUUUACUUUAAUUCUAUUAAAGAAAUGGUUUCCUGGUUAGGUUACAAACCUUGGAAGAUUACUUAUUCUUCUGAUUACUUUGAUCAAUUGUAUGAAUUGGCUAUUCAAUUAAUCAAAGCCGACAGAGCCUAUAUUUGUCACUGUACUCCAGAAGAAGUCAAGGUUUCUCGUGGGUUGAAAGAAGACGGUACCUUGGGUGGUGACAGAGUUGCUUGUAAACACAGAUCACAAUCAAUUGAACAUAACUUGCGUGAAUUUGAAGCCAUGAAGGAUGGUAAAUAUGCUGUUGGAGAAGCCACUUUAAGAAUGAAACAAGAUUUAGAAUCUCCAUCUCCACAAAUGUGGGAUUUGGUUGCUUACCGUGUUUUGAAUACUCCACAUCACCGUACUGGUGACAAAUGGAAGAUUUAUCCAACUUAUGAUUUCACUCAUUGUUUGGUUGAUUCUUUUGAAAACAUCACUCAUUCUUUAUGUACCACUGAAUUUGUUUUGUCCAGAGAAUCUUAUGAAUGGUUGUGUGAUGCUUUACAUGUUUAUAGACCAGCACAACGUGAAUAUGGUAGAUUGAACUUGACUGGUACUAUUAUGUCCAAGAGAAAGAUUGCCAAAUUGGUUAAUGAAGGAUAUGUUAGAGGAUGGGAUGAUCCAAGAUUGUACACUUUGGAAGGUAUCAAAAGAAGAGGUGUUCCACCAGGUGCUAUUUUGUCAUUCAUCAAUACUUUAGGUGUCACUACUGCUACUACAAACAUUCAAUCUGUCAGAUUUGAAAGCGCAGUUCGUAACUAUCUUGACCAAACCACUCCUAGAUUAUUGAUGGUAUUAAACCCUGUCGAAGUUGUCAUUGAUAAUGUUGAUGAAGAUUUCAGUUUGGAUGUUGAAAUCCCAUUCCAACCAGGUAAAGAUGAAAAAUUAAUGGGUUCUCGUAAAUUGACCUUUUCCAAACAUUUCUACAUUGAUGCUAGUGAUGUUCGUGAUGAACCAGCUGACAAAGAAUUUUACAGAUUGGCUCCUGGCCAACCGGUUGGUUUAAUUAAAGUUCCAUUCAACAUUAGUUACAAAUCCAUUGAAGAAAAAGAUGGUAAAAAGAUUGUUCAUGUUAACUAUGAUGAAGGUAUUAAAGCCAAACCAAGAACAUAUAUCCACUGGGUUCCUAAGAAAUCUGCUGUUCCUGUUAAGGAAGUUAGAAUCUACAACCAAUUGUUUAAUAGUGAAAACCCAUCAGCUCAUCCAGAUGGUUACUUGAAGGAUAUUAAUCCAGAUAGUGAAGAAGUUUUAUCUAACGCUGUUAUUGAAGAAAAUAUCAAGGAAAUCAUUACUAAAUCUCCAAUGAAUGUUGAAAUUCCAAACAGUGAAUUCAACAUUAAAGAAAAUGCAGGAAACAAUACCGUCAGAUUCCAAGCUUUGAGAGAAGGUUAUUUCUGUUUGGAUAAAGAUUCUAAAGAUGAUUCUUUGAUCAUCAACAGAAUCGUCAGUUUGAAGGAAGAUGCCGCUAAGAACUAA
Candida tropicalis MYA-3404 is the source of this 2412-nucleotide messenger RNA. It is a transcript of the gene GLN4, whose product is annotated as glutamine--tRNA ligase. Gene Ontology annotation, biological process: translation; glutaminyl-tRNA aminoacylation. Gene Ontology annotation, molecular function: ATP binding; glutamine-tRNA ligase activity. The record is from RefSeq and is a predicted model, not a curated record. The transcript has a single exon. The coding region runs from base 1 to 2412 and encodes 803 amino acids. Gene Ontology annotation, cellular component: cytosol; cytoplasm. NCBI's taxonomy places the organism in Eukaryota, Fungi, Ascomycota, Pichiomycetes, Serinales, Debaryomycetaceae.